AUGUUGGCGGUUAAGGAAGAGCGUACCUUUAUAGGAGGCGUUGAAUUGGCGAGAAAGACAGUAGUGGCUGCUGAUAACCAAGGGUAAGUCUCCAAACCUCCAGGAAACUCUUUCAAAUCCAUAGGAACGUAAGAUUAGUAAUAGAAUAUGAAUCUAAAUUGAGUUCACGUGGAGCUCUUUUUGUCUUCUAUUCUGCUGAAAAGCGUCCAAUAUUUCAACUGAGACUGAAAACGUCAUCUUGGUAAAUAUAUGAUCAGCUUUUUAAGCCUAACAUGAUACUAGCUAUUGAUUCUGAAACUACCGGUCUUGUGCGUGCGGUGACUGAAUUCGACCGAGAGAAGCGGAAGUAUUGUUACCUCAUGAAUUAAUUCAUCUAUUAAUUGCAUGAUAUUACGAGCGGCGAAAAACUAUACCAUCUCACCUUUGUCAAACUAUUGUUCACAAAAAACGAACAAAAUAGCUUUAGAUUCAGUAAACUGCAGUCUUAAUAGCUUGUAUUACGAUCGAUAAUUCGUCCUAGAAGACCUAUUUAGUAAGUUCAGAAAUUAUGUUCUCGCGCACCUCAGUUUUGACGUCCAAUCAAUAGCCAAUCAGCGACGGGACUCAGCUCAUUUUCCUUCAGGACCUUUUGUAUACUUUUAUCACAAUUAAUCGUUUGUUUGGCGUACGCAACGUUUAAGCUUUUGACGCAAAGCAGUCGUUAAUUUUUUUGUUUUGAGGGUAUAUAAAAAAGACGAUUGUGUUUUUUGUGGUCAAGAAACCAUGAAGUGAUUUUCUUAUAACCAAUUCAGCACUCCUGUCUCUUGUCACUGAAUAAAAUCUUGGUUGCGUUGGUUUGCUUUGUGCGUGUCUUAAAUUUCUGGAAUAAUUUGAUAACCCACGUUCGACUUCGUUGCUUUAAGAAAAGAAAAACUUCGGAAACUGCUCUAAAAAGAGAAGGCUGAGUCAUAUCCUCAUUUUGGAACCUCGUUAAUCCUACCAUCUUGUUAUUAACUAAAGACCAACGACCACUUUUUGGUGCGCAAGCGAUGUUGUUGGGCUACGCUUCAGUGGUAACACGUUCUUGAUAACUUUCAUAAAUAUAGAAAAUUAAAACAUUAUUUCUGUCGCAAGAAAUACCUGUGGUUUGUUUUUAUUGCUUCGAUUUUCCAUCAUGAUGGACUGUUGGGGUACAUUCCCCUGAUCUUCCACCAGUCUUGUGGGACUGUUGGGGAAAGUAGCCGGAGCUACCAAGCGCAAACAGGAGGCACCAAGAGCCUGAAUAACGAAGACUUUAUUUUCAAGUUUUUUUUUCUACAACUAUCCGCUAAAUCGUCUCUCUAAUCCAUCUCUCUGGAUCACAUCAGUUCUCUAAUUCAACUCAUGUCUCUGAUUUAACUACCUACUAGCACUAGGACAUGUUCUCACACAGCCUACUGACAGACAUGUGUGGGCUUACGGGCCGUUUGACCUCGAGAAUCUGGUAGUAAACAACAAAGUCGAUCUUAGAGUACUGAAGCCUAAACAAGAACUUUAGGUCGGUAGAUAUCGACAAACCCAAGAGACCACUAAAGAAACAGGGGCACCCAACGACAAUUUUCGGGAAAAUAUCUGUUCGGAAGACGAUUUGAGAACUAGAAUCUUCGGAACAUUUGUUUUAAAAUUUCUUGCUUGUCUGCCUCUCCUAGGAUUUUCGAACAUCUACAAAAUGGUAUAAUUACCCAUUUUAAACGGAUAUUUACCCUAAAAAAGGCCACCUAGAAUUUUCGGGAGCCUUUUCCUGGCUGAAAUUUUCGAAAAGGUAAGUUUUGAUCCCUAUAAUUUUCAGGGGCACCCAAAGGGAAAUUUUGAGAAAAAGACCUAAAAACAACAACAAAGCGUGAAUAAAGUUUUCUGAGACUAUUUUAAGCAUUUUGGGAGAUUGCUGGAAAAAAAUUAUCUGUUCCUCACUCCCAGCAAGACUGAUGGAAGAGUUCCCAGCCAGCAACCUUACAACCUGCAACCUGACUUACUGGGAAGUUUCGUAGGGCACAAUUCAGAUCUUGAGUGGCAAGUAACCCAUACAAGUAACCCGUAGCAGCUAUUCUAGACUUUAAAUCCCCUCUGACACCCUGAAUUAUCUUUUUCCCGGCAACACUUUCCUUCCAAGGACUAUUAUUUCUUCCACAGCUCCCAGCCAGCAAAAAUGUGCCUGAAGAACAGAUAUUUUGAAGAACAGAUCCAUUGGGUGCCCCUGAAUUUUCGGAUCACUAGACUUUCAGCUAGGAAAUCCGAACAGAUGAAAAGUUUUUAGGGGAUAAAAAUAUGCCUAUAUCUACCGUUUAAAUACUAGAAUACGUUCAACAAUGCUAUGUUAAGUGGUUUUGAACUAUAUCCUCGUUGGGUGCCCCUGAAGAAAGUUAUUGUUCGAAAAUAAACCCGUAAUAACGGCCAAGGACAAACCACUCGAAGGCUAAAACCACGCAUGUGUGCAGCUUUGCAGGCCCUUGAAUCACAAGACUCACACGAUGACUGCAAACAAUUGAUAAACCCUUGACUGGUUUCUUCACAACAGUAUUCGUAACGGUUGCGAUAAACGUAUUUUCGCUUGAGUUAUUAUGAAACAAAAACAUGCAGUUAAGACUUGUUUGCUUAAAGUUAAGUCUGGAGUACCUCAACUGGGUCUGAAAUGGUUAAUAAAUGAAUUAAUCAAGUUAAUAAAUGUCAUCUCAUCUCAACUUUAUUACGAAUAUUGAACUCCGUUAAAAAAGAGAUUUGUUUUGUCAGAGAGUAAUCCUGAUACCAGUGGGUCUGGGAAAUAUUAAAUUUAACAUUCACAGAUCAUCAUUAAAUAGUUUUGAACAAAUUUCGCAUAGCGUAUAAUGGGGGGUGGGUGGAGGCUUAAUAAUUUUGGAUUAUUCAAAAAUGAGAGCUGAAUGGGGAGGGGGGUGAGAGAGGCUUCAUAGAAUAAUUAUGAAAUUAAGGUUGAGCAUUUUUGUUGCUUUUUCACAGAAGAAUUUUACAAAUUGUUUUCCUUGUUUUCUUUUCAGUGUUCCUUUAGUAACACAGCCGUGGUGAGAUCUCCGUUAUUUUAUCAAAUUUUGUAGCAAAUGAAUUCAUGAUCAACAUCUUCACAUGUAUUCAACACUAUAACAGUCAGUCUAUUACAUACCCUUAUCUUAAGACCUAACCAUUAGAGCGCUUUUCAAUUGAGUGUCGAAAACCAAAACCAAAGCAAUCACAACGGCCAAUCAGAAUAAAGGAAAUUAUAAGACGGAGCCAAUGACAACUCGAAGUAAACGCGUUUAACCGGCCUGUAGCGUGGGGAAACGCGAGUGACCAAGUAAAGAUUGGUUUUAGUUUGCAUCUGAUUGGCUGAGAGGGUGGCGCGAGUUUUCUAGACCAAUCAAACAGCACAGUAAAGCAAAACCAAUUCAAUCCCGGAUUACUUUCGACACUCAAUUGAAAAGUGCUUUAACAGUCAGUCUAUUACAUAGACUUAUCUUGAGACCUAAACCAUUAAACCACCCAAUUAACUUUCUAGAAUUUAUAUGCUUUUGUUCGCUUUUACUCGCUUAAUCUCGUUUAUACAUUAUUUUGAUGUGUAUAUUUAAAAAAAGUUCUGGGCCCAGUUGUUCGAAGGCCGAUUAGCGCUUAACCUGGGGUUAAAUUUAACCCUGGUUUCUUUUUUUUCUUGUGCUCAAAAGCAUUUUCUUGGAUAAUUUUCUCUGAUAUUUUUAGAGCUUCCAAUCAUCAACCUGUAGACAAAAAGAAUUAGAACUGAAAUGCUUUUUAAGCUUUCAAAUCUGAAUUGAAAUCUCGCACAAACCCUGAGUUAUGUUAACAAAGCUUUGAACAACUCGGCCCUGGGUUUUGCAUUGUAUAGUGUAUUGUCACAUCGCGUAUUUUUUAUUCCAAACUUUAUUCACUCUCUUUACCGAUAACAAAUCAAUCAAACUCCCUCUUAACAUAAAUCUUGUUUUUGGCCACUUUCAGCCCACCCCCGGUUCUACCUAGCCCACCGGUCAUUUUACCAAAUUCUCCACCACCAAAAGAGUUUAGCUGGGUGAAAUGUUGUUUCAAGUGUGAAAGUGGUUACGAGUGGUACGAAAUAGGAGGAAAGGGUAAGUACUCGACAUGA
Messenger RNA from Porites lobata, 4099 nucleotides. Lineage: Eukaryota; Metazoa; Cnidaria; Anthozoa; Scleractinia; Poritidae. The record is from the annotation of a GenBank genome assembly.